CCGCGAUUCUCUUCUCUUUGCCUCAUUCCUUCCCUCCCUCCUCCUCCCGGCCGCCUUCCGAGGGCUGUGCCGGCGUGGUUCUCCCGCCGCCAGCCGACCCUUGCUUCCCGUCUCGCAAUUUGUGAAUUUCAGGUUUAAUUUGGCCAUUUUGUUCAUUGGUUGACUGAAUGAAUUGAGGGGCAGGAUUCCCUUGGAUUGAUGUAGGGAUGCAGAGAUCACGGAGGGCUUUUCUGCAAAGAAGAGCUUCUUUAGAGAAGGAUACCGGUGGGAAGAAUCGGUUGUACAAGCUUUCUUUGUCUUUGGUUCUUCUUUUGUGGGGGCUUGUUUUCCUAUCAAGUCUGUGGAUCAGCCAAAGUGAUGGAUAUAGAGAUGAAUCUACAGAAACUUCACAGGAUGUGGGAGUAUCGACUUGGACAGAAGAGAAACUUCAAAAUAGAAAGAAUUAUGAUUCAGUACAUAAAGAAGUCAAUGAGCAUUCUGACGAGACUUCAUGCACAUAUCCUGCUGCAAGGAAAGAUCCGGAUGAGGUUAUUGCUGAAGAUAACAGCAAUUAUGGAAUCGAUCUUCGCCAUCAGGGGGAAACCCGUGGUGGGAGACCAGGAGAUAUAGGUCCAAAGAACGAUCGCCUCUCGCGAGUUGUCACUCUUGGGCUUGAUGAAUUCAAAAGCCGAGCUUUCAGCUCCAAAACCAAAACAGGAACUGGUAAAAUUGUACAUAGAAUGGAGCCGGGAGGGAAGGAGUACAACUAUGCUUCAGCUUCAAAAGGAGCAAAAGUCUUGACCUUUAACAAGGAAGCCAAAGGGGCCUCAAACAUCCUAAUGAGAGAUAAGGAUAAGUACCUCCGCAAUCCGUGUUCUGCAGAAGAGAAGUAUGUCCUAAUCGAGCUCUCAGAAGAAACUUUAGUAGAUACUAUAGAGAUUGCGAAUUUCGAGCAUUACUCAUCGAAUCUGAAGGAUUUCGAGGUGCUUGGUAGCUUGGUUUAUCCAACUUCAGAAUGGGUGAAGCUGGGGAACUUUACAACUGCCAAUGUGAAGCAGGCGAGAAGGUUUGUGCUUCCAGAGCACAAAUGGGUGAGAUAUCUGAAAUUGAAUCUUCUGAGCCAUUAUGGAUCUGAGUUCUAUUGUACGCUUAGCCUUUUCGAGGUUUAUGGGGUUGAUGCUGUUGAGAAAAUGCUGGAGGAUUUGGUAUCAGUGCAUCAGAAGGUUUUUGUGCACGGUGAGGAGGGUACUGCUGAGCAAAAAUCAUCGGUACACUCGCAGGGGGUUGACGAUCAUCGUCAUCAGGACACUUUUAAAGAAGAUGAGCCUGAGUUUUUGUCAGUCGAAACUCCUGAUUCGAAAACCCAAGUGGCUACUGAUAUGGUCGAAGGAAUUCCUUAUCAUCAAGCUGGGAGGAGUAAUGGUGACAGCGCACUAAAAAUACUGAUGCAGAAAGCCCGUUCGCUCGACCUAAGCCUCUCCAUCUUGGAACGGUAUGUUGAGGAAGUUAACUCCAGGUAUGGCAAUAUUUUCCAAGAGUUCGACAAAGAUAUAGCACAGAAAACUUUGCUUCUGGAGAAGAUCAAACACGACGUAAAGAGUCUCCAUGACAGCCAGCAACUUAUGGCAAGUGGCUCUUCUGCUGGAGAGGUUAACGAUCUUGUUUCUUGGAAGUCUCUUCUUACAACGAAAAUGGAUCAUAUCCUGAAGGACAACCUUGAUCUCAGAACGAGGAUUGAGAAGGUUGGGGAGAAUCAAGUGUGGCUGGAGAACAAGGGUAUAGUCGUGUUCUCAGUGUGCUUGGUUUUCGGGCUGGUAGCAAUUUUGAGGGUGUUAGUAGAGAUGUUACUGAUGACGGUAUUUAGCGACGGUUUGUCCUGGAAAUUUUCCAGUUUGAGCUGCUCUUCCUGGAUGGUAUUGCUCCUGAGCUGUAGCAUUAUAAUUUUGAUACUCUCGCUAUAGUUCUUUCGCACAGCAUCGGUUACAGUUUUUCUUCUGAUAUAGAGGGGUAAUAUAGAGGAGAUAGACCACAACGGAAAAAGGGACUACAGAGUAACUUCUUGUUAUUUAUCUUACAGUUAUUAUAGUGGACGCAGUUUACUUUAUACAUGGUGAAAGUGUCAGUAUUACUGCUAGCUAGUUAAGGGC
Linum tenue is the source of this 2126-nucleotide messenger RNA. Lineage: Eukaryota; Viridiplantae; Streptophyta; Magnoliopsida; Malpighiales; Linaceae. The record is from the annotation of a GenBank genome assembly.